Molecule: messenger RNA, 3292 nt
Organism: Chelmon rostratus (copperband butterflyfish)
Lineage: Eukaryota; Metazoa; Chordata; Actinopteri; Chaetodontiformes; Chaetodontidae
Product: T-cell differentiation antigen CD6-like
Exons: 13
Coding region: 87-1982 (631 amino acids)
Cellular component (GO): membrane
Source: RefSeq, a predicted model, not a curated record
UGCAGACAGGCUCAGUAGAUGUUCUUAACUACACAGUUUGAGUUCCAACUUUGAGCAGAGAGAACAGAGGCUAUUCUGUGUACAACAUGAAGCUGGUGAAAUGCAUUUUUAUUGUCCAUCUGAGCUGUCUUUGUCAAGCUCUGCAAAACUCCUCCACUCAAACAGACCCAUCUGAUGUCCAUGUGAGAGCAGAGGACGAGGAAUUUAACACUGACCCUUACAUUCACAAACUCGCCGGUAAAUGCACCUUCACGCUCAGGAUGCUUGGAAACAGGAGCCGUGAUGUGGUGGCGCUGCCAGCAGACUCUACAGAUAUGUUGGUUGAGCAGAUCUGUCAGGAUCUUGACUGUGGCGACGUCUUUCAUGUGAAUAAAACCAGCUCACCCCCCAACGCCGCCUGCUUUCACGACUGUUUGUACCAAGAUGGCCGUUUGCAGAACUGUUCACAGAGCGUGGGGAGUAACUGCACAGUGAUUGCUUCAGCUGUUUGCGGCCACCAGGCUGUGCGGCUGGCAGGAGGAGCAGACCGCUGUGCUGGACGGGUGGAGUUGUGGAGGAAUGGGAGAUGGGGCACAGUGUGUGACGACCAGUGGGACCUGCGGGAUGCUGACGUGGUCUGUGCCCAGCUCGGCUGCGGUUACGCCCUCAGCGUGACGGGACAGGGUGGCUCCUUCCCCCCGGGCAGAGGACCCAUCCACCUGGACGACUUGAACUGUACGGGCAAAGAGGAGAACCUGUGGGCCUGUCCGGCUGCACAGGACGAGCCUGACUGUGGACACAAAGAGGACGCUGGUGUCGUGUGCUCAGAGAUGAGAGCAAUCAGACUGACUGGAGGUCUGGACCGCUGCUCUGGCAAAGUGGAAAUCCACCGUAACGGCAGCUGGGGGACGGUGUGUGAUAACUGCUGGAAUAUAGACAUGGCCUCCAUGGUGUGCUCCAUGCUGCAGUGCGGCACCAAGCCGACGAAAAUCUCCCAGUUCCUGCCCCCUCUCGCCCACAACAACGGGACGCUGUGGUACUACCUGUGCUUUUCCAACGCGCAGAGUCUGUGGCAGUGCAAGGAGAUCAUCAACAAAACACACCUGUGCGUGUCCUCCAAAGCUUCUGGCGUCGUCUGUAAUGGUUCUCUCGGGUUUCCUGCAGCCACCACAGCCGCCUCAGCUAACGCAACCACUGGAAACAGCUGGACGACUGGUGCAGCCACAUUUGGCCCCGGCGUCGGCUUCUCCAUACCGUCGACGGAACUCCUCAGCACCAUCGCUCUGUCGCUGCUGCUCCUCGUGUUUCUGAUCACAAACACGGUGCUCUGCUGCCACUACAGAAGAAGACACGCGCUCUUGCUCCAUCAGACGCGCACAAGCCCGCGACCUUCCUCCGAACAUCAUCACAACAGCUACCAAGACGCUGUCCACCUCGUCAAGGUCACCACCAACCAGCCUCAGACCGAUGUCCCCUCCAAUCCCAGGUAUCUUUGGACCCAGCUUAGUAGUGUUGACAGCACGUCAGUAGAUACAGACUAUGAGCAGUAUGAGCCAAGCAAUGACCCGUCUGUCCCUUUGUCAACCUUUCAGAAUUCUCAGCGGUACAAAACAAACGUGAACCCUUUGAUGAAGCCCUCAGGUCUUGACAGCCUCUUAGAGGAAGGCACUGAACCCAAAAAUGAAGUGAUGGGAGUCUUUAACGGUGGCCCCACAGAGGCUGAAUAUGCCAGAGUGUCAAAGAUCUCAGUGGACUCGUUCGACACCUCCAGUACUUCCUCUGGGGAGUGCUAUGAAAACACAAACGGCUACGUCAUGGUCACCCCCGAACCGGGGCCGAGCCAGCCGUCUGUCGCCUGUUACCCUCCGGGGAUCUACUCCGGACAAACAACAGACCAGAACAGCUUAAGUGAUGAAGAUGACGGCCCCCUCUACUCCCCUGUGAGCCCCGACCCAAACCCUCCGUCUGAGGAUGACUACGAUGACAUCGGCGCCUCGCAGUGACUCCAGCUCACAGAGGCCAACUGAAGAUAACAGAAAAGCGAAAGAGUAAAGAGUAAGUGCAGGUCACAUAUAACCAGCUUUUCAACAGCAUUUGAAUGCAAACAGUAGUUUGAGCCUGCCUAGCACUGAAAUGCUGUUGAUACAGAAGUUAAAUGCAACCUCUGCAUCUAAAAACAUUCAUUUUAACCAAAUUCAUAUCAAGUUUGACCUGGACUUCUUGACUUUUACCUGCAACUCACCAAACUGCUGUUUCCUGCGAACCACAAUGAUUCACUGCGAGCUCAGUGAACAGCUGUGGAGACUGGAAACGUGACCUCCUGCAUCACAGCGAACGAACUGAUCGGAAGCACUUGCAUGGUGCAUUUCAUGAUGCUCAGAAAUCUGCCAGUCAGAUGCACUCAAGCAUCUUUUCCAGAAAUCAAAGCCUGCAGACAAAGGACAAGCACAUUUGGAUGUUGUGAACGGCUCACCCUGAAGUGUGUCGCGAACAAACAUCCUGGACUUGAACUUUUAAAAACAGGCCCUGCCAUUUUCAUGCAGAUAGAAUUUCACUUUAGCAAACAUUUAUAUGUUGAAACGUUCACAUGGGUGGAUUAGCAAUGACCAGUUAGCUAAAGUUUCAAGUCUGCAAGUUAUUUCUUUAGUGAAUAAAUGAAUGAAAAUCAAUGACCGCCUGCAAAUGACCAAUGAAAUCAGACUUAGCAGUCAGAGUCUGUUCAGGUGUUCUGUGAAUGUAGUUGAAGCAACUGUAACAUAUCUACUGUAUGUUGUUUCAGAUUUUUGAUAUUUAAAUGUGUUUGCGCAGCAUCUUUCUGUAAUAACAAUUAUGUACUGUGAAUUAUGUGCUAAUAUUUUGAUAUCAGUACAAACUACUGAGUUCUGCGAUGUGCAUGGCCAAAAAUAUGUGGACACAUUAACGUUAUACCCAUAUGUGAUAUUUGGAGUUAUUCUGAGACAAUGGGCAUUAAAACUACUACUUUAACAGCCUUCACUUCUUUAAGGAAGGCUUUCCACACAAAUCUGACCCCAGAACAGAUUAGCCACAAGAACAUUAAUGAGGUCAGACAGUGGCGUUCAGUUGUACAUGGAGGAACUGAUACACAACUGGAGGAAAAUUAUUGUCUAAAAUAUAAAUAGUACAUAGCUCACAGACCAAAGCUGCACAAAAGUAAGUGUCCUUUUAUUUUUGGCCAUAUAGUUUAUUAAAACAAUGAAUCCUGUGGGUAUUAAUAUGAGUGUAAUCAAACUAUUAAGUUCUACCACAAGGUGGCACUACAAGCUUGUAAAAACCUAAAGGUGUAAGCGGCUGA